Molecule: messenger RNA, 1272 nt
Organism: Leptosia nina
Lineage: Eukaryota; Metazoa; Arthropoda; Insecta; Lepidoptera; Pieridae
Source: the annotation of a GenBank genome assembly
AUGGCGGCCGGGGUACUUUACACUUAUCCGGAAAACUUCCGUGCCUUUAAGGCGUUGAUCGCCGCACAAUAUUCUGCAGCUGAUGUCAAAGUGUCUCCAAACUUUGUUUUUGGGGAAACCAACAAGUCGCAGGAAUUCUUGAAGAAAUUCCCGGCCGGCAAAGUUCCAGCAUACGAAAGCGCCGAUGGAAAAGUGCUUCUCACCGAGAGCAACGCCAUUGCCUACUAUGUAUCAAAUGAGUCCCUCCGAGGAUCCGACCUGAAGACCCAAGCUGCUAUAUGCCAAUGGGCUUCAUGGGCUGACAGUGAACUUUUACCAGCCUCCUGUGCCUGGGUCUUCCCCUAUCUUGGUAUUAUGCAGUUCAACAAACAGAAUGUUGAUCGUGCAAAGAAUGACUUAUUGGCUGCCCUGAAAGUGCUUGAUAGUCAUCUGUUGUCUAGAACUUUCCUUGUCACUGAACGAGUCUCCUUAGCUGACAUCAUCGUCUUCUGCACCCUUAUACACUCCUUCCAGCAUGUCUUAGAUCCUAGCCUGCGUGGACCUCUUGUGAAUGUCCAACGUUGGUUCCUCACUCUGGCUAACCAGCCUCAAGUGUUGGCUGUUGUUGGUACAAUCAACCUGUGUGCUGCACCACCCACUUUUGAUCCUAAGAAGUACCAAGAGCUCACCAAGGACAAGAAGCAGGACGGUCCAAAGAAAGAGAAAAAGGAAAAGAAAGAGCAACCCAAGAAGGAGAAGGAGGUCAAGGAGCCUGAACUAAUUGAUGAAGUUGAGGAGAAACCUAAAGAGUCAAAGGAUCCUUUUGAUGCUAUGCCUAAAGGAACAUUCAACAUGGACGACUUCAAACGGUGCUACUCAAAUGAGGAUGAAGCGAAGUCCAUUCCCUACUUCUGGGAGAAGUUUGACCCAGAACACUAUUCUAUCUGGUUUGCAGAGUACAAAUACCCUGAAGAACUUUCCAAGGUGUUCAUGAGCUGUAACCUCAUUACAGGAAUGUUCCAGCGGUUGGACAAGAUGCGCAAGCAGGCUUUCGCGUCUGUCUGUCUGUUCGGUUCUGACGAUGACUCUUCUAUCUCUGGAGUGUGGGUUUGGCGUGGACAGGAGCUCGCCUUCCCACUGUCACCCGAUUGGCAGAUCGAUUAUGAGUCAUACUCAUGGCGCAAGCUGGACCCUGCCAGUGAGGAGGCCAAAAAGAUGGUCCAAGACUACUUCUCCUGGACUGGCAACGACUCCAACGGUCGCAAGUUCAACCAGGGCAAGAUCUUCAAGUAA